This is a messenger RNA of Cryptomeria japonica (Japanese cedar), 1296 nucleotides long. RefSeq lists its product as uncharacterized. The transcript has 2 exons. The coding region runs from base 1 to 1296 and encodes 431 amino acids. NCBI's taxonomy places the organism in Eukaryota, Viridiplantae, Streptophyta, Pinopsida, Cupressales, Cupressaceae. The record is from RefSeq and is a predicted model, not a curated record.
AUGUCAGGUGGAGGAAGACAAGGGUUGUACCCACUAUGGAAGUAUGUUGAUCGUGUUCCGGGGCCGAAAGGAUCAGGUGGAACAGCCACUAUCAAAUGCAAACUUUGUAAUUUGGGAUGGAAAGGUACCUACACGAGGGUGAAGGCUCAUUUCCUCCACUUGCCAUGUAAUGGUGUUGAAGGUUGUCCAAAUGAGUGUGAAAGAUAUGAUGUUGUGAGAGAACAGGAAAGGGCUGAUGGGAAAGUUGUUAUGCGAAGCUCUCAUGUUUCAACAACAGGGGCAGCUACUACAACUUACAGUCAUGAUAUAGAGUCAGAGGUGGAUGUGACUUCUAGAGGUUUAGCAACUGAACCGGCUCCCAAAAGACCACACAUUGGCAACGCAAACCCCAUUGGAAGAUUGUUUGAUGUGCAAGGACGAGAAGCAGUUGAUGCAGCCAUUGGACGAUUCUUUUAUGCAAAUGGAAUAUCAUUCAAUGUGGCUCGCUCUCCAUUCUAUGAAGAGAUGGUUCGUGCUAUCAAUAAUGCACCAGCAGGCUAUAAACCACCUGAGUAUGAGAAGCUUCGCACUACUCUUGUUGAUAAAGAAAAAAGUCGAUUAGAGGAACAAACUGCACCAUUGAAAAGAGUGUGGGCUCAAGAAGGAUGUAGUAUUGUGAUGGAUGGGUGGACAGAUGCUAGGAAUCGUCCACUACUUAAUAUCAUGGUAACAUGUAGCAAAGGGCCUUAUUUUUUGAAGGCAAUAGAUUGUUCAGGGCAAGAAAAAAAUGUAGAAUUUCUUCAUAGCCAGCUAUGUGAUAGCAUUGAGGAGGUCGGGGCAUCACAUGUAGUCCAAGUUGUUACUGAUGUUGCCCCUGUUUGUAAAGCAGCAGUCAAAGGAGCUUUGUGUUCCACGGUUGUUACUGAUGCAUGGGCAGCUUGGAAACAAUCUACAUCAGAUAUUGCAGUUGAGGUGAGAGCUAUGGUCCUUGAUGAGCUUUUUUGGGUUGAUGUUAAGUUUGUUGUGGACUUUAUUAAGCCCAUAUGUGAGGUGAUCAAAUUUGCAGAUUCAGAUAAGGCAUGUUUGGGAGAGGUUUAUGAAGCAAUAGAUUCCAUGUGUGAAAGAGUAAAGAAGAUAACUGAUGCAAAAGAUAUUUCUCUAUAUCCUUUGAUAGAAGAAAAGUUACAUGGAAGGUGGAACAAACUUAACACACCUCUUCAUUGUGCUGCCUAUGCCCUUAAUCCUAAAUGGUAUGAUAUAGAAGUGACCAAAAAGAGAGCUCCACAUCAGGAUAGAGAGGUAAUGAAGGGCUUUUGA